Cuscuta epithymum is the source of this 2399-nucleotide messenger RNA. The record is from the annotation of a GenBank genome assembly. NCBI's taxonomy places the organism in Eukaryota, Viridiplantae, Streptophyta, Magnoliopsida, Solanales, Convolvulaceae.
UUUGACAUCCUAAGGACCCCAUCCUCACUCAUUUGGCAAGAAAGCCAAAAAGAAAAUCUCACCCCUCUCUCUCUCACCCCCCAUCUCGGCCAGCACCCAAGAAAGAAGCAAGAGUAAUUUUCCAUCCUCCAUUCUCCAUCUUUGAAGAGAGCUCAAGCUUAAGGAGUCCAAAAGGAGGUCUUUGAGAAGGAAAAAGUGAGGAGAAAGUGAGAAGGGUUAAGGGACUUGACUUAAGCAUUUUUGAACCUCGCCGGAGUUUUGCCGGAGUUGGUCAAAGUACGCCGGAGUUGGUCAAAGCUCGCCGGAAUUAGUCAAAGUUCAAAUCGGGGAACGUAAAACGCGCUUAAGCUCACUUAAGUUUCAGGUAGGGAGUAGAGCUUGCUACUACCGCUCGUUGCUUCGGGGAAUUCAAGGAGGAAGGCGGGAAAUGGAACGUACCGGUAGAAUUACUCGACGGAACCCGACUGGCCAGGCACUGGGAGGAUCCCAACGUGGCAGUCGGGGGGGAUCAAGAGAGUCUAGGGGACAGGGCCGUGCAGGCCAUUCGCUGAUCGUGAGUGACGGUCACGUGGAAACAAUAGAUGAACACUAUGAGUCCGAGGAGGAUUCAACUUACCAACCGGGAACUGAGCCGGUUGAGACCCCAUAUGAUGGGGAACACGACGAUGCUAGUGAUAAGAGUGAUGAUAAUAACGCUCUUGAACGGAUUGAGGAAUUGCUCCGGCAAUACCAACAAGAUCGCCAAAGGCGCCGGGCAAGGCGUGCUUUGGAAGGGGCUUCGAGGAGAGGAAGCCGCGCGACUCCUAGGGAGAGCAUUGAACUCCGAGGAGGUCGAGGUGCUGAGGUUCCUAUCAUAAGAAUCUCAAAGUACCUAAAGGAGGCGAGAGACUUGGGAUGUAAACCGUUUGAUGGAACGGGAGACAUCUCCGUGGCGGCCGAGUGGAUCAAGAGAUUCAAUGAAGCGGCCCUUGACAUGCAACUGCCACCCCACAUGAAGAUGAGAGUGGCAACAAGAUUGCUAGAAGGCAUGGCGUCCACGUGGUGGGACGGAGUCAAAGGGAAGUACGGCGAGGCCGUCACUUGGGAGAACUUUAGGCAAGAAUUCUUUAGCCAAUACUACUCCGACUUCGAGGUGAACUUGAAGAGGAGGGAGUACACGAAUUUGACCCAAGGAGGGGAAUGCACGGUGAAGGAACUUGAGCACAAGUUCAGGAAACUUGCUGAGUUCAUACCGGAGUACAUUUGUGACGAAAACCGGAUGGUGAACCAUUUCUGGGAUGCCUUAGACCUUGACAUACGCGAGAGGGCAACACAGUUGCCUAAUAUGACGUUUAGUCAAGUGGUUGAACAAGGCUUGAAGGGAGAAAAAGAGUGGGAGGAAAGAAAGCGAAGGAACGCCGAAGAGGCGAAGAAGAGGAAAUGGGAGAACCAUGGCCCCCAAGGUUCUAACAAAAAGGGGAACCACGGGGGAGGGGGAUCGUUCAGAGCGCCGGCACCGCCAUCCAAGGGAAACUCGGCCUUCGGCGGGCACAACUCGGGCUCACAAGCCUCAACGGCGCCCAGGUGCAGAAAUUGCAACCGGAGCCACGCCGGUAAGUGUCGUGAUCCACCACGGUGUUACCAAUGUGGGGACACGGGGCAUAUUAAGCCAAAUUGCCCUCAACUUGGUAGGAACCGAGGAGCAGGAUCAAGCGGCGCUACUACGGCAAGUAGGAGCCGAACCGGAGCACCUCAUGCUAGUACGGGCCAAGGGGGAGCAAGCACGAGCAAUGCGCCGUCCGUUAACCAAGGAAGGACCCAAGCAAGGGUCUACGCAAUGACGGAGGCGGAUGCCCGAGCUAACCCAGAUUCGGUUGCAGGGACUUGACUUAAGCAUUUUUGAACCUCGCCGGAGUUUUGCCGGAGUUGGUCAAAGUACGCCGGAGUUGGUCAAAGCUCGCCGGAAUUAGUCAAAGUUCAAAUCGGGGAACGUAAAACGCGCUUAAGCUCACUUAAGUUUCAGGUAGGGAGUAGAGCUUGCUACUACCGCUCGUUGCUUCGGGGAAUUCAAGGAGGAAGGCGGGGUUCGUACUUCUCCUGUUUCUGUUUUGAAAACAAUUUAAAUAAUGCUCAUGGAUAUUAUUUCGAAUAUUUAUUUGGGGGCUUGUAUGCCCGUGGUUGCCACGUGUGGCUUGAAUAUUUGUAAUUAUGUUUCCGCUGCUUAAUUAAAUAUUUUACGUUAUGAUUGUUUAUGGAUGUACUAUGUGUGAAUGGUAUUCAAGACGCCUAGUAUAGUAUGGAUGAGUUGGACUGCGGUUGACUAUUCGUACUGUACGGCGGGUUGUUGACGUGUCCGGUAGGUCCGGGGCGUGACAUUUUAUACGAAACACUCACUAUUGCAGCACAGAAGUUAAUAUGUU